Pseudogymnoascus destructans is the source of this 1065-nucleotide messenger RNA. RefSeq lists its product as uncharacterized. Bases 73 to 1065 code for a protein of 330 amino acids. The transcript has a single exon. Lineage: Eukaryota; Fungi; Ascomycota; Leotiomycetes; Thelebolales; Thelebolaceae. The record is from RefSeq and is a predicted model, not a curated record.
UCUUUUUAUACAAACCCGUCACCCGUCGCGAUUGAGAAAUACUAGGCCGCAGAUGUCAUCAGAGCCCUCACCAUGCUCCCCUCGAGCAUGUCGCCCCCACCGUCCACGGCCUCAGCCGCUAGCCCAACGGCCUCAAAAACCACUCUCCAACCCCCCCCACCCACACCCUCGCUCUCACCAUCACCAUCACCAGCACCCACACCCGCACCCCUCCCACGUAGACCCUUCGACAUAGACCACCACCUGAACCCCUUCAUCCCCCCCCCUCGCCUACACCUCCUCCCCGGCCCCCUCGCCCACCUCCUCGGCCACCGCCCGCACCCGCAUCCCCUCCCCCCAACGCUCCUCACAACGCUCCUCGCCCUCCUAGGGACCUUCACCGGCCUCGCCCUCGCCACUUUACUCUUCCACCACCUUCCCUCCCUCUCCCCGGCGACAGACACAAACCCACUCAUCAUCGCCUCCCUCGGCGCCACAGCCAUUUUGCUGUACUCCACGCCCGCCUCCCCGUUAGCUCAACCGCGGCCGUUGUUGCUAGGGCAAACGAUAUCAGCUACAGUCGGUAUCCUAAUCGCGCUCGCCUUCCGCUCUCUCGGGCCGGAGGAGUUUGAGAGGUUGAGAUGGCUAGCCGGUGCCCUGGCUGUGGCGGUUGCGGCGGCGGUGAUGGCCAUUACGAAGACGGUGCACCCCCCGGCUGGCGCGACGGCGUUGUUGGCGGUUACCUCAGACGAGAUUGUGGAGCUGGGAUGGGGGUUGUUGGCACUGAUUGAGGUGGGGUGUGCGGCGAUGUUGGUUGUGGCGCUUGUGUGGGGGAAUGUGCACGGGGGGAGGAGGUAUCCGGUGUUUUGGUGGACGGAGAUGGAGUUGGGGAAGGGAGGGGUGGAGGAGGCGGGGUUGGAGGUGGAAAAGGAGAUGGAAGAGGGGAGGGGGGAGAGGGUGGUUGUGUUGCCGCAGGGGUUUGUGUUGAGUGAGGGGGAGAGGGAGGUGCUGGAACGGAUUGCGGAGAGGGUUGCUGCUGCCGCCGCGGCGAAGGGGGGGGCGCCGGAGGUGAAGGUGGUGUCGUGA